GCUUGGGCGGGGCAGGCACGUGUAGGGGGGCAGCCAAAUUGGGGGGGGGCCACCCAGACGUCGGGGGGGGUCACCGGUAUGUGUGGGGGGUCACCCACACGGUGGGCACCCCCAUACACGUGGGGGGGGUUCCCCUGCCCAUUCGGGGGCCACCCAAGGGUGGGGGGGGGCUCCCCCCGGCCCCCCCCCCCGCUGUUCCCGGCACCGUGACUCAGCCCCGGCCCCGCCCCCUGGCCCCGCCCCGCCCCUCCGAGGUGGGCGGGGUUUCCCCGAUGACGUCACCGCCUCUCCCCGUGCCGGGGCCGCGCCCUGCGCGUGACCCGGCGCCGGCCCCGCCCGGUGAGCUCAUGGCCACGCCCCCCGGCGGCUUCCGGCCACGCCCCCCUCUCCGCUGACGUCACGGGAGCCCUUAAAAGGAGCUCGGCGGCGAGCGGCCGGUACCGGAGAUCCCCCCCCCACCUCCAUCCCGGGCUGCCAUGGCCGCCGCCGCCACCGGGCCUGCACCGGAGCCGCUGCGCCAGGUUCUCUUCGGUGCGCAGUCCCCCCGCCCGCCAUCCCCGGAGCCCCCCCGGCCUCCCCGUUCUCCUUGGGGCCCCCCCCCGGACCUGGGCCGCCUCCUGCGUUCCCUCAGCGCCCCGAGCGGCCGCCCGGUGCCCCCCCCGCCCGGUUUCCCCCCCCGGCACCACGGAGCCCCCCCGGGCUUGAACCGCCCGGCCGGGGGGGCCAGCCUGGAGCUGCUGCUGGCGGCCUUGACCUUGACCUCGGACCUGGAGCCCGCGGGGGGGGCUCUGCCCCCGUUAUCGGCACCGCCGUCUCCGUUGGCGUCACCGCUGACCCCCGGGGGACCCUCGCCGCCGCUCUCACUUCACCGCCUGCCUUCCUCCUCCUCCUCCUCCUCCUCCUUGCCACCGACACCGCUGCUCGCCCCCCCGGAGGCUUCCCCGUCGCCCCCCGCUUCGCCGCCGUCGCUGCUCUACAAGACGGAGCUGUGCCGCCCCUUCUCCGCCACCGGCCGCUGCCGUUACGGCUCCCGCUGCCAAUUCGCCCACGGCCCCGGGGAGCUGCGGGGGCUCCGGCGCCACCCCAAGUACCGCACGCAGCCCUGCAGCACCUUCCUGCGCUGCGGCUCCUGCCCCUACGGCCCCCGCUGCCACUUCCUCCACGGCCCCCCGGCCCCGCUGCUGCUGUCCGAUGGGGGGGGGACGGCCGCUGGGCCCCCCCCCGGCAGCCCCCGCCGCCUCCCGGUGUUUGACCGCAUCUCGGUGGCGGAGUGAAACCCCCUAUGAAAAGGGGGGGGGCGCCCCCACCCCCUGCUCUUUUAUGGGGGGGCGCCCCCACCCCAUGAUUUUCUAUGGGGGGGGUGGCACCGCUAUGAAGCCCCCCCCCUGCACCCUUUGUGCCUCUCAGGUGAAGGGGGAGCCCCCUUUUCAGCCCCCCCGUGCACUUUUUGGAUGUAGCAGCCCCCCCAUAAGGGGGGGGCGCGCCCUGAGCUUGUCUCAGUGGUGCUAAUUGGGGGGGGGUCGCCAGCGGGUCCUGGCUGCCCCACCCCCUCGAUUUAUGGCUUUAUUUAUUUAUAGUCGGUGCCUUGGGGCUGCCCCCAGCCCUGUUGGGGGGUGGGGAGGGUUUUUGGGGUAUUUAUGGGAUUUGUAUUUUUUUGGGGGGGAGGGGGGCGGGGGGAGUUUUUUAGGGUAUUUAUGGGGUUUUUAGGGUUUUUUGUGUGUGGGGGGGUGGUAAAUAAACACUUGAGCUGUGA
Molecule: messenger RNA, 1753 nt
Organism: Anas platyrhynchos (mallard)
Lineage: Eukaryota; Metazoa; Chordata; Aves; Anseriformes; Anatidae
Source: RefSeq, a predicted model, not a curated record